AAAAAAAAAAUAUUAAGUGAAAUUGAGAAAAUACAUAAACAUAAGGGGCAAAUUGAAAUUUACCCUGAAAGGAAAGAGCUUCAACUACCAACCAGAAAACUAACAACAUCACAACCAGACAAACAAUCCAUGGCCAUGGCCUCUACUUCUUCAUCAUCACUUCCAAUCCCUCUCUCCACACCUUCCCAUGACCCUUCUAAUAAAACCCAGAAAACUUCUCUCUUUAGGAUCUCACCACCACCAAGCCCAUCUCUUAAAACCCCAUCAAUUCGCUCUCGAUUAAGCAAACUUUGCCAAGAGGGCCAGCCCCAUAUUGCACUCCAACUGUUUGACACAUUUCCCCGCCCAACCACUGUCAUCUGUAACACCAUCAUAAUUGGCUUCAUUUGCAAUAACUUGCCUCUUGAAGCCAUUUUGUUCUAUUCCAAGUUAAAAAGUUCAAGUCUUGGCACCAAAUUUGAUUCCUAUACCUACUCUUCUACACUCAAAGCUUGCGCUGAAACGCGCAGUUUAAAGAUUGGUAGAGCCAUUCAUUGUCAUCUUAUUCGGUGUUUAUCAAAUCCGAGUAGAAUUGUCUACAAUUCCCUUUUGAAUAUGUACUCUAGUUGUUUGAGUAAUGUGGGUUGUUUGAGUUAUUUAGAUUACUCUAAGUAUGAUUUAGUGCAUAAAGUUUUUGAUACAAUGAGAAAGAGAGAUGUUGUUGCUUGGAAUACUAUGGUUUCUUGGUAUGUGAAGACAGAAAGAUAUGUAGAAGCAAUUAGGCUAUUUAGGUUGGUGAUGAAAAUGGGCAUUAAACCGAGUCCGGUUAGUUUUGUCAACGUUUUUCCUGCUUUUUCGAGUGUUGAAGAUUUUAAGAAUGCUAAUGCUCUUUAUGGGAUGCUUGUUAAAAUGGGUAGUGAAUAUGUGAAUGACUUGUUUGUUGUGAGCUCGGCGAUAUUCAUGUUUGCAGAGCUUGGACAUAUUGAUUUUGCUAGGAAGGUUUUUGACCAUUGUUUGGAGAAGAAUACGGAGAUUUGGAACACUAUGAUUGGUGGAUAUGUACAGAAUAAUCUUUUGAUUGAAGGCAUUGAUCUUUUCCUUAAAGCUGUGGAAACAGAACAGACGGUUCUUGAUGAUGUAACCUUUCUCUCGGUUUUAACGGCUGUUUCACAGCUGCAGUGUUUGGACUUGGCUCAACAACAGCAUGCCUUUGUGAUUAAGAAUCUAGCAGUAUUUCCCGUGAUGAUAACGAAUGCAAUCAUUGUGAUGUACUCAAGGUGCAAUUCUGUCCACACUUCUUUUGAAGUAUUCGAGAAGAUGGUGGAAAGAGAUGUUGUAUCUUGGAAUACCAUGAUUUCUGCUUUUGUACAGAAUGGAAUGGAUGAUGAGGGGUUGAUGCUUGUAUAUGAGAUGCAGAAGCAAGGGUUUGCAAUUGAUUCUGUGACAGUGACUGCUCUACUUUCUGCAGCAUCUAACCUUAGAAGCCAGGAAAUUGGAAAGCAGACCUAUGCUUAUCUUCUUAGGCAUGGGAUACAAUUUGAAGGAAUGGAUGGUUAUCUUAUAGACAUGUAUGCAAAAUGUGGCCUGAUUAGGCUUUCACAACGGAUUUUUGAGAGAAGCAAUGUGAACAAUAGAGAUCAAGCCACGUGGAAUGCUAUGAUCGCUGGGUACACACAGCAUGGGCUAGUAGAAGAAGCUUUUGUUACCUUUAGACAAAUGCUUGAGAAAAAUGUAAUGCCUAAUGCUGUAACUUUAGCAACCAUUCUCCCAGCCUGUAAUCCUGUGGGAAAUAUAGAUUUGGGAAAGCAACUCCAUGGAGUCUCCAUUCGGCUGUUGUUGGACAAAAAUAUAUUUGUCAGCACUUCCCUUGUUGACAUGUACUCGAAAUCAGGCUCAAUCAAUUAUGCUGAAAGUGUGUUUACCAAAUUACCAGACAAAAACUCUGUCACCUAUACAACAAUGAUAUUGGCCUAUGGUCAACAUGGGAUGGGCGAGAGAGCUCUCUCCUUGUUUCACUCAAUGAAGAAAUCCGGGAUUGAACCCGAUGCCAUAACUUUUAUUGCUGUCUUGUCAGCUUGCAGUCACUCAGGUUUGGUUGAUGAAGGUCUUCAAAUAUUUGAGUCAAUGGAGAAGGAUUUUAAGAUUCAACCCUCAACUCCGCACUAUUGCUGUGUUACAGACAUGUUAGGGAGAGUUGGUAGGGUGGUUGAAGCAUACGAGUUUGUUAAACAAUUGGGUGAAGCUGGCAAUGUGUUGGAAAUCUGGGGAUCACUUCUCGGGGCUUGCAGACUCCAUGAACACGUUGAAUUGGGAGAAGUUGUUGCCAAGAAGUUGCUUGAAAUGGAGAAAACAGGCAACAUUACAGGCUAUCAUGUUUUGCUCUCCAAUAUAUAUGCUGAGGAAGGAAACUGGGUAAAUGUUGAUAAAGUAAGGAGAGAGAUGAGGGAAAAGGGUUUGCAAAAGGAAGUUGGCUCCAGUUGGAUUGAUAUCGGAGGUUCUGUGGCCCGUUUUACAUCGAAAGAUCAAGACCACCCUCACUCUGAUAAAAUAUAUGAAAUGUUGGCGGGAUUGGCUAUGGAGAUGAAAAAAAGUGAUCGUAGUCCUCAAAUCAAUCCAUGAAAGAAUUGGAAUAAGUUCUAGACGUUUUUGGUGUUAUAUGGGGAAUAUUGUCUAACAAAUUACAUUUUGGCAAACUCGGUAUAGUUAGCUACUGGCAGCUGCUUGUUGCUUUUAAUUGUGGCUGCAUUUGUACUGAUCAGUAUAUGAUAUAAUACUAUGGUCGGUCUAUUUGUGGAAUGUUUGUCCAGUACAACAAUUUGGAAACUAUGCUGGAUUGCAGGCUUAGAUUUCUGGAACCAGUCAAUAAAUCUGUUUGAAAAAAAAAAGAUUCUUUCUGGCUGCUUCCCAUGUCUACAUGGUCUAUGGUGUCAUAUUCAGCUACUCGGAACAAGCCAAAUGGGGUUAGAUGAGCUCUCUGAAUUCUGAAGCAGCCUUUAAAAAGCCUCUUUACCUAUCUAUUCAGGCCAGUCUCUUAUGCACACGGUCAAUGGUCUCAUAUUCAGAUUCUUACUGGAAGAAGUUUUUUGCAGUUAUGGGUGUCUAAACUGAAGAGAAAUGGAAACUGUAUGCAAUUUCCUGAAUACUGGAUCGUUCUGUUUAUAUAGAGUUCAAACCUUUUAUGUUUCCCUGGAAUACUUGUUAACAAACCUUGUUGAUCCUUUUACAUGCAGAUAACUUAGACCUGUGUUUUUUGCUUCCCAAACAAUCUGGGAUGCAUGAUUAGAGCAAAUAUUUAAA
Messenger RNA from Populus trichocarpa (black cottonwood), 3276 nucleotides. Its product is annotated as pentatricopeptide repeat-containing protein At3g22150, chloroplastic. Gene Ontology annotation, molecular function: RNA binding; protein binding. Lineage: Eukaryota; Viridiplantae; Streptophyta; Magnoliopsida; Malpighiales; Salicaceae. The record is from RefSeq and is a predicted model, not a curated record. Bases 130 to 2598 code for a protein of 822 amino acids. Gene Ontology annotation, biological process: RNA modification. The transcript has a single exon.